Molecule: messenger RNA, 3119 nt
Organism: Condylura cristata (star-nosed mole)
Lineage: Eukaryota; Metazoa; Chordata; Mammalia; Eulipotyphla; Talpidae
Gene: RAVER2
Product: ribonucleoprotein, PTB-binding 2
Exons: 11
Coding region: 17-1846 (609 amino acids)
Cellular component (GO): ribonucleoprotein complex
Molecular function (GO): RNA binding
Source: RefSeq, a predicted model, not a curated record
UAUAUUUACUGAAUUCAUGCCUUCUCUCUUUCAGGAAGUUCAUGAUUUAUUACAGGACUAUGAGUUAAAGUAUUGUUAUGUGGACAAAAAUAAACGAACAGCUUUUGUUACCUUAUUAAAUGGGCAACAAGCCCAGAAUGCAAUUCAAAUGUUUCAUCAAUAUUCUUUUCGUGGAAAAGACUUAGUAGUCCAACUCCAGCCAACAGAUGCUUUGUUGUGUAUUACCAACUUGCCUACUUCUUUUACAUUAGAAGAGUUUGAAGAACUUGUCCGUGCUUAUGGAAACAUCGAGCGAUGUUUCCUGGUCUACAGUGAAGUUACUGGUCAUUCCAAAGGCUAUGGAUUUGUGGAAUACAUGAAAAAGGACUUCGCUGCGAAGGCUAGGUUGGAGCUAUUGGGUAAACAGUUGGGAACAUCAGCUCUCUUUGCACAGUGGAUGGAUGUUAAUCUACUGGCUGCGGAGCUCAUUCAUUCUAAGUGCCUUUGUAUAGAUAAACUUCCUAGUGACUACAGGGAUUCAGAGGAGCUGCUGCAGUUUUUUUCCAGUAUCCAUAAGCCUGUGUUUUGCCAGCUUGCACAGGAUGAAGGCAGUUAUGUUGGUGGCUUUGCAGUGGUUGAGUACAACUCUGCUGAGCACGCUGAGGAGGUUUGGCAGGCUGCCCAUGACAUGACCAUCCAGGGCAGCCAAGUCCAGGUCUCCUUCUGUGCCCCGGGAGCACCAGGACGCAGCACCUUGGCAGCACUGAUUGCAGCUCAGCGUGUGAUGCACAGUAGUCAAAAGGGCCUACUACCAGAGCCAAAUCCAGUACAAAUUAUGAAAAGUCUAAACAACCCUGCCAUGUUACAAGUUCUUUUACAACCCCAGCUUUGUGGGCGAGCUGUUACACCAGCAGUUCUUGGAACACCUCACAGCUUGCCACAUCUGAUGAAUCCUUCCAUCUCCCCUGCAUUUUUACAUUUGAAUAAAGCCCAUCAGAGCUCAGUUAUGGGUAAUGCUUCUAAUUUAUUCCUUCAGAAUCUCUCUCAUGUACCACUGACACAACAAUUAAUAAAGUUUGAGAAUAUUCAUACGAAUAAUAAACCGGGCUUACUUGGAGAGCCCCCCGCUAUAGUAUUGCAAACUGCAGUAGGGAUUGGGUCGGCCCUUCCAUUGAAAACAGAGUUGGGUCAUCAUGGAGAAGGACAUAAAACAUCUAAUCUGAUGCCUCCUCAAACAGCCAUCACAGCUGGUGUGGGCAUGUUGCCAUUCUUUCAAAAUCAGCACAUUGCUGGACAAGCUGGGCCAGGUACUACUCAGGAGAAACAGCCAGCCUCCGUGGGAAUGGCAGAAGGAAACUUCUCGGGGUCACAGGCUUAUCUCCAGAAUUUUCCAAACCUUGCUGCUGGAGGCUUGUUGACAGGACACCUUAAGCAACAGCAAAGUCAGCCAAAAGCCACAGAGAUAAGUUCUGGGGCUACCAUUAAGAAUCAGACUUCACUGUUGGGGGAACCACCAAAAGAAAUUCGGCUUAGUAAAAACCCAUACUUGAACUUGGCAAGUGUUUUACCCAGUGUCUGCUUAUCCACUGCAAAUAAAACCACUCUGCAGAAGACUGGAAUUGCAAGCAACCUUCUGGAUGCAAUCUCUCAGGGAAAUGAGUCACAACAUACAUUGGAAAAGUCUAUUGCUUAUUCACAACCUUUUAGUGAUUAUACACAGGUUUCAUCUUUAAGAAAUGAAAAGCGAGGCUCAUCAUAUCUUGUGUCUGCCCCAGAAGGUGGUUCAGUAGAAUUUGUUGACCAGCAUUCUCAGGGCACAGGAAAGUAUUAUAUGGAAACUUAUUUAAAAAAGAAGCGUGUAUACUGAAUUAAGUUCUGACCUUAUAGCCUCAUGAGGUUCUUUGCAGUAUUUCUGCUGUUUAUCGCUGCCUUAACUACAUUCAAACUAGCCAUAUCCUUUAAAUACGGGUUUGUAAUUUCCCCAUAAGGAACUGUUGUGCAGCAGGCAGAACUGCCAAAAAAUAAGUAGCAAUAAUAGAGGACAUUUUCACUAGAAUUAGAGGCAUCUUAAUGUGGUAUAAAGUUACAGUUCAUUUGGAGAAAUUAUUUCUUGUUAUAGGAGUGGGAAUAAUUGACACCAUAUGUAAGUUUGAAGCAAUAAAUGGGAAACGUUGUUUCCUAAGCCUUAGAAGAAUGAAUUUCUUGUAAAGCCAAUGUACAUUUCAGUUACUUUCAGUAGAGGUAAUCUAAGAUUUACAGAUUUUUAGAAUUUUAUGCUAGUAGUAGAAGAAUGCAGGUAGAAAAAAGGGCAGUGAUGGUAAUAUUUUAAAGAUGUGCUACACACAAGCUAAAUUAUUAACAGCCACAAAUAUACAACCCCAAAGGCAGAGUGAUGAUUAUAACAUUCAAAGUAUAUAUAUAAUGUAUUUUGAGAGAAAGAAAGUUAAGUAGCUUUGGAUAAUCCAAUGAUAGGACUUGGCAAACUUGUCUGUAAGGUAAGAAUUGUUACAUUUUUAAAUGUUAGGGAAACGUAUAUAAAAUUCUCAUUUGUGUAGAAAAAUUCACUGGAUGAUAAUGAAGUACAUUUUCAUAUAGGUACUUUUGUGGUACAAAGGUAGACCUGAAUAGCUUUGACGGAACAUAUUGGUCUGCAAAGCAUAAAAUACUUUGAGAAGAAAUGUUAAAUUUUGCUAAUUGUAGAAAACUUAAGUUUCAUUGUCUCUCCACAGCAUGAUAUAAUUAUGCAUUUGUGUAAUAUUAUAUAACAUCUUCUAAAGGAGUCUUAGGAAGUAACUAUUUAACCAUUUUGAGGUAAUAAGCUAUACCUCACUCUGUUUCUUACUCAAUUUACAUGGGAAAGAAUUGCUUAUUUCCUGGAGACUGGUGGUAUUUGCCAUCUAGAAAGUACUGGCUAACUUUGUGCCUUGUUACAAGAUUUUUGAGACUGCUAAACGAGAAUAUUUUGUAAAUUGGUAGAGUUAAGUUACCAUGUUUUAAGUGAGAACACUGAUGUAUGCUGUAAAAAAUUUUACUUGAUCUAAGUGUCUAUUAACCUGUGUUGGAAAAGGACAAGCAGAAUGGUAAUUUCUAAGAAGUAUACCUAUAAAUAAUGCAUAGGUAUGACUGUAAAUGAAUAAUGG